Eleginops maclovinus (Patagonian blennie) is the source of this 1862-nucleotide messenger RNA. RefSeq names its product NIMA related kinase 3 (gene nek3). The record is from RefSeq and is a predicted model, not a curated record. Lineage: Eukaryota; Metazoa; Chordata; Actinopteri; Perciformes; Eleginopidae. Gene Ontology annotation, biological process: protein phosphorylation. Gene Ontology annotation, molecular function: protein kinase activity; ATP binding. Bases 178 to 1467 code for a protein of 429 amino acids. The transcript is spliced from 13 exons.
AAGUGGCGGUCAAACAAUCAACACGAGUAGGAUGUUUUUGGUUGCCUUAGUCUUUUUUUACACGUUAUCAAUAUAAACCCUGAAGACCAAAAUACAGAAGAGGAUACAUCUGUAGGAACUAGUUCAGUGUUAUUUGUUUUCAUCCUUUGUGGUCUUUUUCCUUUCUGAAGGAGCUCUAUGGAAAGAUACUAUCUCCACAAAGUCAUCGGCGAGGGCUCUUUCGGUAGGGCUUUGUUAGUCCGGUGUAAAAGCAGUCAGGAGAAGUAUGUGGUCAAGGAAAUCCAGCUUCCAAAGAAUAACUCCAAGUUGGAGAAUUCAAGGAGGGAAGCCAUCCUGCUGUCCAAAAUGAAACAUCCUAAUAUUGUGACCUUCAGGGAGGCCUUUGAAGUUGAUGGCCUCAUGUGUAUUGUUAUGGAGUACUGCAGCGGAGGAGACCUGCUCCAGAGGAUGCAGCAGCAGAAAACUACGCAGUUCUCUGUGGAUGACAUCUUGAGAUGGUUUGCUCAAAUGUGUGCUGCGGCUCAGCAUAUCCAUGAUAACAGAGUUUUGCACAGAGACCUGAAGUCUAAGAACAUUUUCCUGACAGAUAAUGGGACAAUCAAGCUUGGGGACUUUGGCUCAGCGUGUAUUCUGAACAGCUCCAAGGCAUACGCUAAUACAUAUGUUGGAACACCAUAUUACGUUGCUCCAGAAAUAUGGGACAACAAGCCAUACAACAAUAAGAGUGAUGUGUGGUCUCUGGGCUGCGUUUUGUACGAGCUCUGCACCCUGCGACACCCGUUCCAGGCAUCCAGCUGGAAGAGCCUUAUUCUUAAGGUGUGUCGGGGUGCGUACCCUCCCCUCCCGAAUCACCUGCCCUACGAGCUGCAGUAUUUGCUCAAGCAGAUGUUUAAGACGAACCCAAAAGACAGGCCGUCCAUGCACAGCAUCCUGACCUCUCACAGGGUUUCGAGACUCCUGCGUAAACAUCUGCCGUCCCAGGCGCUACAGACGCAGGAACAGGGGCGGAGGGCUGCUCGAUGGAAGAGAGAAGAGGGAAAGGAGGUUGCUAAUCUUCUGGGGGAGAAGAGUUUAAUAACAACGUCAACAUUUGAAGGCAUGUCUUUACCUGAAGCCCACUCUGAAAGCAGAGAGCCGGGGCCUCGUAAGAAGUGGGCCGCGGGACCCUCGGACACUGUGCUGCAGAUGUUGGCCAACGCCAGCCUCGUCUCUUUAGACAGCCUGGCGUCAACCUGCCAGUCCCUCACAGAGGAGCCAGGGGUUAGCAGGCAGAGGAGACGAUGGGACAAGGAUCCUCCUGAGAGGCUCCUGAGUGUAUUGGAGAAGGCCCGGCUAAGCAGAGCCUUCAGCACCUUUUUAAUUAACCCAGGAGUUGAGGACCCUCUGGUGGGACCCCUCGCCCAACCAAAGGGGGACCACCCUGAUGGUCCUGAGCCUGAAGUGGCGUUAGAUGAGGACCGACUGUAGCCUCGCUCUGAUGAUGAGGACACGGACUUUGAGGAAGAACAUCCAUGCGAUUGGAUGGAUGAAGUUGAGAAAAUGUUUACGGAACACUAAAGUCUCAUUUCUGACAGGAUGCCGACACAAUCACACUGUAAACAAACACUAACUGUGUGCCAAAAUCAUUUCACAAUCAUGUACAUGAGAUCAGGUCUUGAUCUUAUAAACAGGGAGCAUUUUUUUUAAAGCAGCCUUUAUCCAAGUUUACAAAGACCCAGUUAAGCUCAGACAACACUGGGUUAUUCAUAUUCUAUGUUUCAGGGGCUGCAUUGAUUUUUAUGAUCGUAAAAAACAUGUAAGUUAAAAUUGUGGACUGUUCAACUUGUUGUAAAACCUCUUUUGACAUAAAGAUAUUUGAGUUA